Molecule: messenger RNA, 1932 nt
Organism: Glarea lozoyensis ATCC 20868
Lineage: Eukaryota; Fungi; Ascomycota; Leotiomycetes; Helotiales; Helotiaceae
Product: SH3-domain-containing protein
Exons: 4
Coding region: 1-1932 (643 amino acids)
Molecular function (GO): protein binding
Source: RefSeq, a predicted model, not a curated record
AUGAGGGAGGACACCUGGGAACAAGGCCACGACCACAAUAACAACACUGCUGCCGUUCACCUACCGUCGAGCGACGAUGCCAAUUGUCACCGCUCUGACGCUCAUCUCUCUCGCGCGGCGAUGCCUUCGAUUUCGACGAGAGCUUGCGGAGAACAGCACACGCGCAAACCACGGACGAUGACCUUUGGUGUCAAAACCGCGCUGUGGUCAGUUCUAGCGACGGCGCCGAUGGUUCUGGCACAGAAUCAGAAUUGCGUGUCGCUUUCUGGCUCGACUGAAUGUCCUGCGUUCAGUGCAGCUUCGAUUUCAACAACAGACGAAACGCUUAGAGGAUACUUCCCAUUCCUGCGUUCCGUUACGAAUACUUCAACGUUCGAUGAACAAUUGCGCUCGUACGUGUCAAUAGGCUACGCGCAACAGAAGUAUCAAGAAUUGCUUGGUUGCGAUAAUGUUGACUUAGCCAACACCACCAAUCUCUACGCCCGCUUUACGAAGAGCGUACUUUGCAAUGCAAUUGUACAGAACUCGGUGCAGCCUUGUGGCCUUUCGUCGGCCAACUCUCGUCCGAUAUGCGCAUCGGCGUGUGCCGACAACGCAGAGAGUGAAGCAUUGAUUGUUGCCAACAACGCCCUUUGCACCAAUCCGGGUGGUAAUGCCGAUAGGCAGAUCAGAGCUGACUUCACCAAUUGCGCCUUGCCCGCAAACUCUCUGAGCGGUACCUGCAUCGAUGGUGCAGCAAACGAACCAACCAAUUGCGGAUUCGGUAACAGUACGAUUGGACUUUGUCAAUAUUGUGGCUCGGGAGGGCAGAACAGCACAGACACGUGCUGCUACAACUCCCGAGCAGACGAGAGGUGCGCCGAUGUAGUGUUGCCUACUAUUACUGCCUUCAUGACAUUUUCUACCGCUUCACCAACGGCAUCAUCAACGGCAGUGCCGACUUCGGUAGCAUCCGCGUCCGCAACCAAUACGGCACCAUCAGGUUCUUCCCGUCGGAGUGGAUUGAGCGGCGGAGCCAUUGCUGGGAUUGUCAUCGGUUCCAUCGCCGCGGUCAUGGCUUUAGCAGCCCUUCUUUUUCUUCUCGUGCUCUGCCUCAGGAAACGUCGUCCGGGAAGCCAAGGAAGCGUAUUUAAUCAACCUUCACCCGCAAGGAAAGGACAGAGCAUGGCUUACAACCCUGUCGCCGCCACUAAUACUACGCCAGAGGGAUAUGAAGUCCUUCCAGGAGGACGGAUUGCCCGAAUGUCAGCUCUAGAAGCUCAAGCAGAAUCACCACCCCGUGAGACCCGAGCCGGCACUGCACUGUCUGGGGCGAGCGGCGGUGCUGCCUAUGCUGCUGGACGGAGCCGCAGACACGAAUCAUCGUCAGAUGAGUAUAGUCCAGUCUCUAAUAACAAUGGCGGUAUAUUGAGACCUCCUCCAACCGCACGACGGAAUGGCUCUCUAUCUAGCAGCUCCGCCUUGGGUUUCGACGACCCUCAAUCACCACACUCUGGCAGUGGCGGAGACAUGUCAUCACCGCAAGGAGUGGCAAGUCAGCAAUCGGAGCAGUUGCCGUUCUUCAAAGACUAUUAUUCGUCUGAUGAAAUCCACCCUGGAGACAAGGUUGCCACGCUCUGGGCCUAUCAACCCAGAGCCGGUGACGAAUUUGCUCUAGAACGAGGUGACAUGCUCAAGGUCGUAGGCAUAUGGGACGAUGGAUGGGCGACCGGGGUUCUGAUAAAUGAAAAUGCCGAAGACUGGGAAGUAAAGAAGCAAGCACAACGCGAUAGCGGCGUCUCCCACACUUCUGGCUCAUCCCCAAAUGCCAGUGGAGAGAUCAAGGCAUUCCCACUAGUCUGUGUAUGCUUGCCAGACCAUUGGAGGAAAACCAUCGAGGGAGAUGGUUCUACAGAAACGACCUCGACUGGCCCUCACGGCGGCAACACAUGA